GCGAAUCAACAUUAGCAUGUUGGUAGCUAAAAAACCUAGAUAGGCCUAUACUUAUUAUCGUCCCUUUUCUUUUUGAUACAAUCAGUCAAUGCAGAUUACAUAUGACAAUGCAGUGUUAACCUUUGAAUUCAUGUAUGUCAUGCAGCUUCCAAUAUCUUAAAUUGUUUAUAAUCAAAGGAAAUGUAUUCAGCUAAAACAUCAUUAAUUUGAUGUCAGGACGGGAAUAAGGAAACCUAUCUACAUAGAAAGUCAAAAUCGUUCAGCUUUCACUUUUUUGUUUACUACUUUUGGUGAGUAAAGAUUCCGCCCUUUUUCUUAUCCAGUUGUGAGCUUGCAUGUGAGAGAGAUUCCCCCUUCAACAGAUGGAAACAAAUGGAGAAACAGAGAAGCAAAAACAACAACAACAACAACAAAAACAACAACAAACACAACGAAAACAAAAGAAACCAAGUAUAUAAUCGUCUGAAGAUAGUAACAUAUAAUUACAGGAUUCCUACCUGGUUAUAUAAGGGUCCUCCCUGCGUAGUUCACUGUGAACGGUCAGUCAUGGCCACGCUGGGACACAGAUUACUAGCCCUUUCCCUGGUUCCGCUGGUCCUGUGCUACCCUAACCCGCCAACGUGUUACAGCAAGGUGCUGGGCAUGGGUCGAGACGUCACCUAUCAGGCGGCAGUGGUCAAGAUGGAGACCGAAACCAGACGCUGCAUGGCACACAUCCCAGAGCUCUACAUAGAUGUGCAUAAUGCCUGCGUCAUGCCAAAGAUGAGGCAGUAUGUUUAUCUGGUGGAGGACCUGCGCGCGCGACGCUGUGCGUACACCAGGAAGCUGCAUGUGCUGGGUCAAACGGUCAGGCAACUCUACAUCAUCAUGUCCGAGAGGUGUCAUGGGGAGCUGGCAUUCACUAGUGAUGACUGUGCAGCCUUGGACCGCUGAUGAAACGAAGCCUGACAGAACAGUUGUCACAGUUUGAUGGGCAAAAGAAAAGUAGGGAGAUGCAGAGAAAGAGAGAGGUAUAUAAAGAGACAAAGGCAGGGAGAUAGAUGUAAAAUUGUAAAAAAAAUAAUAAUAAUGGUUUUCUGUGACAAAUUGCUAUGCAAAAAAAACAUCAUCCUGAAAAUAAACGUUAAAUCACCCCGUGUUCAUGUUACAUUGAAUUUCUUGGCUGCUUGUUGUCCAGAGGUUUAUUGGUAAUAACUAUGAACAACAUUGUGGGUUUAAGUGAGCGCAAACAGGAUAACAAACAAAGGGGCAGGCAAAAGUAAUAACCAUGAAAAUGGGUGGAUGUUGGGAUCUUGGUGGCCACAUUGUGUUGAACCAUACAUCAUAAAACAAUGGUUAAGUCUCAACCAUACAGAGAGUGCAGGAAGCAGCGUAGCACAGGAGGCAGGCAUCAAUCUUCAUAAUUGAACUCUGGUUUUACCAAAUGUUGCUCACAGAUAUAUUUUAUAUUUUCUUUGACAAGAAA
This is a messenger RNA of Esox lucius (northern pike), 1465 nucleotides long. RefSeq names its product cytokine-like protein 1. The transcript has 5 exons. Bases 373 to 933 code for a protein of 186 amino acids. Gene Ontology annotation, biological process: positive regulation of transcription by RNA polymerase II. The record is from RefSeq and is a predicted model, not a curated record. NCBI's taxonomy places the organism in Eukaryota, Metazoa, Chordata, Actinopteri, Esociformes, Esocidae.